AAAAACCUUUGUUUGGAGAGUCUAUAAAACCUAGAACAUAAAAUGUCGUCCAUCACACACCACACUGGCCUCGAAGCCGAGGACAUGUUCAACGUCAAGGGCCUUGUUGCCGUCGUCACCGGUGGAGGAACAGGCAUUGGGCUUAUGGCUGCGCAGACACUGGCAACGAACGGGGCGAGAGUGUAUAUCAUCGGACGACGGGAAGAGAUUCUGCAUAUUUCCGCUGAGAAGUAUUCUAAUAACGGGCAGAUCAUUCCGUACGACCUUCUCUUGAUCCCCCAAGGAAGAUAAUUAAUAUUUUACUGACAUGAAUAGCCUCCCCGGCGACAUCGCCCACACAGACGGCAUCAAAGCCCUAGCUGCAGAACUGCAAAACAAAGAAGCAAAAGGUAUCAACAUCCUCCAACAACGCCGGCGUCUCCCCCGAG
Monascus purpureus is the source of this 428-nucleotide messenger RNA. NCBI's taxonomy places the organism in Eukaryota, Fungi, Ascomycota, Eurotiomycetes, Eurotiales, Aspergillaceae. The record is from the annotation of a GenBank genome assembly.